Messenger RNA from Neolamprologus brichardi, 1670 nucleotides. Lineage: Eukaryota; Metazoa; Chordata; Actinopteri; Cichliformes; Cichlidae. The record is from RefSeq and is a predicted model, not a curated record.
AGGGCCUUAAAUUGUAAGACACCAUGGAGACUGCGGUGCUGAACCUCCAGGGCUUAUAUGAAAGGAUGAGGACGCAAGUUGACCUUCUCAGUGAGAACAUUGAACCCAACUUUAUUCAGAUGGCCCAAAACUUUGAUGACUGCCGUCGCAAAUGGCUAAAGACUGAGCAUGAACUGGGGUCAUGCAAAGAGAUGCUGAGAAAAACGGAGACUGAGAGGGGAGCCUUGGAGGUCAAACUGAAGCAUGCCCGUAACCAGGUAGACGUGGAGAUACGGCGCAGACAAAAGGCUGAGACAGACUGUGAGACACUGGACCGUCAAAUUCAGUUGAUCCGGGACCUCUUGACCUGUGAGGGAUCCAGUAACAGCAUCCAGUUGAGUGCAGAACAGCGCUCAGCUCUGGCUUUCCUGAACACAAACUGUCAGGCAACAACCAACCUUAAUACCAGCCGGAGACUGAUGACGAUAGAUGAAUCAGGCUCCAUCUUGUCAGAUAUCAGCUAUGACAAAACGGAUGACUCUCUUGUAACUGCCAUGGAAUGGGACUCUGAAUCUGUCAAGUCUGAGGAUGUCUUCAAGCAGCCUGCCAACCCUGAGCUAGAGAUGAAAGCUGCGCCUAGUACUCCACAAAGCAAUGGAGGCGUCCGCCUUCAUGAGUUUGUCUCCAAAACUGUCAUUAAGCCUGAAUCCUGUGUGCCCUGCGGAAAGAGGAUCAAGUUUGGCAAGAUUUCACUGAAGUGCAGGGACUGCAGGGUGGUCUCGCACCCCGAGUGUCGUGAGCGCUGCCCUCUACCAUGCAUCCCCAACCUAGGUGGCACACCAGUCAAAAUUGGGGAGGGUGUUCUCGCAGACUACGUCCCAGACACAUCACCCAUGAUCCCUCCCAUUGUGGUCCACUGUAUCAGUGAGAUCGAGCAAAGGGGACUGCAUGAAGUGAGUGCUGUUUCACUAGUUGCUGACAGUUUGGACACCAAGAUGGACAUCAGUAACCUGUCCCGAGUUUUUGGUCCAACAAUUGUGGGACACGCAGUUCCCAAUCCUGACCCUAUGACAAUCCUACAGGAUACCAAACGGCAGCCUAAGGUAAGCUUGGAAGAUGAGACACAGCUCUUGCAUACCUGUCCUAGUCCUGACAUUUCAUGGGAGGCUGAGAUUGUAAAUGUUAACUGUUUUGAUAUUUCAGUGAGCAUACUGGGACCUCUGACCACUCCGGAGUACCAGCUCAAUAAAACCCCCUCCUCCAGCUCUCUGUCUCAGCGCAUGAAGUCCUCUCUGACACCCAGAUUUGGGUCAAAGAGCAAAUCAGCAGUGGGAUUUUCUCGCCAAGGAAAGUUCUUUUCUUCUCCGCUCCUCAAAUAAUAUCAAAGCAGCUGCAUUUAAUCCUUUAUUCUUACUGCAAUAACAGCGACUAGUUUGUUUUAUGAAUAACAUUUAAUUGCGUCUAUAAACACCUCCAAUGUAGUCUUCCUCUGCAUUCUUAAAAAUUCUGUUUCUGAAUGUUAGUUUUUAUUGUUUUCUUUUGUUUGUUUUUAACAUUUGUAAAAUGGGAUUUUUUUUUUAUUUUUUAUUUUUAAAACAACUAGUUUUUUCUGUCUGUGCACACAUGUGUCUUUAGGACUGUUGCUCCUAAUAAAUGUCCAGAGUGGCAUUCUCAUUUCAGAUGACAACACA